UAGUGUGGGCGCGGCUCCGUGUCCAUGGGCGCCUCGCCCGCCCAUACUCCCGCGCACCAGCCCGACUACAGGUCAGUCGCCUGUACUGUAGCGACUGUAACUAGAGCGCAGGGCUGCUGUAGUGUGAUCUAGUGUGGGCGCGGCUCCGUGUCCAUGGGCGCCUCGCCCGCCCAUACUCCCGCGCACCAGCCCGACUACAGGUCAGUCGCCUGUACUGUAGCGACUGUAACUAGAGCGCAGGGCUGCUGUAGUGUGAUCUAGUGUGGGCGCGGCUCCGUGUCCAUGGGCGCCUCGCCCGCCCAUACUCCCGCGCACCAGCCCGACUACAGGUCAGUCGCCUGUACUGUAGCGACUGUAACUAGAGCGCAGGGCUGCUGUAGUGUGAUCUAGUGUGGGCGCGGCUCCGUGUCCAUGGGCGCCUCGCCCGCCCAUACUCCCGCGCACCAGCCCGACUACAGGUCAGUCGCCUGUACUGUAGCGACUGUAACUAGAGCGCAGGGCUGCUGUAGUGUGAUCUAGUGUGGGCGCGGCUCCGUGUCCAUGGGCGCCUCGCCCGCCCAUACUCCCGCGCACCAGCCCGACUACAGCCGUCAGCACUUCGAACCAGCCAAGACCCCAGCGGACGAGAAAACCAAGAAGUCUGGGGACGUAUUCGGCGAUUUACUCGGCAGCCAAGGGUACGACUUCGCCAAGCGCGAGGCCGGGCCUAAGACCAUGAACGCUAUGAAGCGGGAGGAGGUGGCCAAGGAUAUGGACCCGGAGAAACUCAAGAUUCGGGAUUGGACGGAAGGCAAGAAAGCGAACAUUCGCGCUCUCCUGUGCUCGCUCCACACGGUGGUGUGGGAGGAUUGCCGCUGGACGCGUUGUGACAUGUCGCAGCUCGUCACGCCCGACCACGUCAAGCGGAACUAUAGGAAGGCCUGCCUCGCUGUGCACCCUGAUAAGCAAAUGGGCACUCCCAAUGAGAACAUAGCUAAGAUGAUAUUCAUGGAGCUAAACAACGCGUGGAGCGACUUCGAGAACGACGCGAAGCAGCAGAACUUGUUCCAGUGAACUACUUUACUCCGUUUGUAUGACACUUUGUCAGUUGUUAUUUAGGGCCGAGCUUCAAUCAUUAUCUUGAUCAAAGUAAAAAUUAUAACAAGCUUGUUGAAUAAAACUGGUGUCAUUUUGAGAAGUGAUUGAACUAAUCGAACAUAUUUCCCUCAAUUUCUUAAUCCAUCUCGGGAAAAAUAAAAAGAUACGGGUAACUGUAGGAAGGAAGAAAGGAAAUGAUUGAAUGCUCGACCCUUACACUUAUUGUCUUCUAAAAAUAUUUGUGUAACUUUGACUUAUAAACCGAGUGGUAUGAUAAGUAAUAACAAUUCCAUAAUAUGUUAUAAAUCCAAAAGUAACUUCGAACUUUCUCCUUGGUCAAUGACAUUCGCAAGCGUGUUAAUGGUUAGUGGCUCAGCGUGAUGUAACUGCUGCACUGUGGAAUUGUGUGGAAAGUGGAAAGGUAAUACUUUCGGUCGUCUAUAACACUAUUAAUUCUUCGUACUGGUAAUAGUUGCAUAGUAAACAAAUCAUAAAAAUUAAUUUGAAUGCGCACACUGUUCACUCCAAUAUCAUUCCUGUUUCUUUAUUGUCCGGGCUCGAGUUCUAUAAAAAUCUCAGUUGAUACUCCAAGUGACACAAAUAUUAUGUACUGAUAGAACACUUGUAUAACAGGUUUCGAAAUUGUUAACGCUUAAAAUUGUUAAUAGCAGCAUCCCAGCAUUGGUGUUAAACGUUUUAUCGUAACUAGAUAUAGAAUAGUUAUUUUAAUCUUGAUAAUAUUUUAAGCGUAGUGAAGGCAACGAUACAACACUAUACUUUUGCUUAUUAAGUUUUGCUCAAACUUAAUUCUUGCAACCACUAAAAUCAAAUCAUACCUUUCUUUGCUUAGUCAAAUUUCAUUAAAAUAGUAUCACGUAUUGAAUAACUAUUUUAUUGGGCGCUGUUACUUAAAAUAAAAUAAUCACUAUUAAAAACAGUUUGGCAGCGAAGUAAUAGUACAUUUUUUGAAACGUAUCUGUGUAAAGUUGCUGAAAAUGAUGAAGGAAUGCUGAUCCUAAUUGUCUAUUAGAUUUCAAUGUGUACUAUUAUAAUUUUAAUUUAUGUUUAAGCAAUUCAAACAGACGCUAAGAAAUAUAUAGACAGAUAUAAUAAUCACGUAAGAUGUUAUAAAUAUAUAAAUCGGAUUUUAUGGGUAUAAAAUUUUGAUUCUGGUACACUUCAUAGUUAUUAAAUAAAUAGAUAAAUGAUGCAAAUUUUAGUGGCGAGAGUAUUAGAAAAUAGAAGCAAUGUAUUAUAUUUCUGAUAUAUUCCAUAGUAUAUUUAUAAAGUAGUUGAUCUACAUACUCAAUUCUAUUGAUGUGUUUUAUUUUAUUAAAAUUCAUGUGUAUUUCUUAAGAUAAAUACUUAAUAUUAUUUCGUUGAUGGCAUAUUAACUUCAGUUCUUGGAUCUUUUGCUAUUGGAAAUGAUUUGUAAAAUAUUGAGUCUUGUCAAAAAUGCAUAAAAUCUUCAGUUACUUGAAACACCGAAUAAGGCGAUUGUCACACUGCGCCGCGCUCCGCCGCGAAACGCGUGAUUACAUAUAAAAAAUCCCGCGCGCAGACGCGUUGUCAGUGUGUUGUGCCGCGCGUGUUUUCUACACAAACUGAGGUACUUGCAUACAAUGAUUAAAUCUGUCGUUCCGCGGCGGAGCGCGGUGCAGUGUGAUAAUCGCCUUACGGCCGAAUACUGAAACACUACUCAAAUCUGUCACUCAGCUGACGGGCUCCUAAAUUUAAGUAUCCUUCAAUUUUAAAUGGUAUUCUCAAACGCCACUCAACGGAUUUGAAGCCGUGAUCAGCUAAGCAGCUCUCAAAUGUUUACUUACUGGCAACAUUUACCAAAAAAAGUAUGUUUUCAUUUACACAAAUGAUAACUUUACGUUUUUUAUCCAUUACACGCAGCAUCGUUUGGUUAUGUAUUGUCUUUUAUGGAAAUAUACUCAAUCAACUUAACAUAGAACAGUUUAUUUUUAGUUUCUAUUAUAUAUAAAUCUAGUUUUAUCAUAUAAAAAAAUUAAUGCUUGCAUUUUUAUUUAAUUAAAAAAAUAAUUUUAAAGGUGAUACUUUUUAUUGUUGAAAUCUAUUAAGUGGCGAUCGUAGACCGAAACGUAACCACAAUUGACAUUUAUCAUUGUUGACAGAGUAUCAAAUUUACAUCAAAUUGACAAAUCAACAUCUCUUGGAAAUGCGUAGAACAGUAGGGUUAUAAAUAAUUAUUUGGUCCACUGGUUGUAUGGCGUUUGGUGAGGGGUUUCAAAGAGCUUCCAAAUUAUGAAUCCAGAAACAACACCGUUUCUUUAGAGACGCGGAACCUCGCUCGGAAUUGCAUGUCAUUAUAAUAAUAUUUUUCAAUAGCGUUCAGCCUUAUUGCGUUCCAGCGAUUAGAUCUAGGUAUUUCCUCGAGGCUCGAAAGAAAUGAUAACGAUGACACACAUUAUUUACCACUAUUUAGGUCGAUUUAGGUAUAAGAAUAGGAUUUAAGAUACCGCGCAAGCACUCUCAAAUUUAACAGCUGCUUAAGACGAUUUGACAGUUGUUUGAGUAAUGCUUAGCGUUGAAUGGCGUUUCAGUAUGCGAAAAUUCAUUUGAGUGGCGUUUGAGUGCAACUUAAUUUGAGAGGUGCUUAAAAAUUGAGAACUGCUCAGAUAUUGUUUUGAGUAUGCGAAAUGUAAGUUUAGGAGCUGCUUAACUAUUUGAGAAGCCGUCAAAUAUUUAAAUGGCGUUUCAGUAUUCGGCCGUUAGUGACGUAAAAUUAAUCAAUCACUUUCUUUGAUCAGACUUAAUAUUCCUCAAUAAUGCUAUGUAAUCUUUAGAGCAUAUUUUAUUUAUCGUUAAUUUUGUACAUUCCUAUUUUAACUAGAUUUAAUUUUCACGUAGAUUACGUACACUUUUUUUGUACCCAUUUAACAAUCAUAAUAAUACUGGCAGGCAACCCAGUCUACAAAUAAAUAGGCAAUAAUUAUUGAAUUAUUAUGUAGCUUUGGUGCAAUCGUUUUAUAUAAUUUUGGCCUAUAUUAAAUAUUUAUAAAUAUGAUGUAUAAUAUUUCAGGCCAGUGAGUCCUAGUUGCAUUGGAUGUACUUAGUAUGUAUCACUAUUGUUGUGUAUAUUUUGCUUAAAAAUGUCCAAACAUAGACAAAAGUAAUAUGAAUAAAGAGAUUGCAGAAGU
Messenger RNA from Ostrinia nubilalis (European corn borer), 4244 nucleotides. Its product is annotated as putative tyrosine-protein phosphatase auxilin. Gene Ontology annotation, molecular function: clathrin binding. Bases 541 to 1053 code for a protein of 170 amino acids. Gene Ontology annotation, cellular component: vesicle; cytoplasm; intracellular membrane-bounded organelle. NCBI's taxonomy places the organism in Eukaryota, Metazoa, Arthropoda, Insecta, Lepidoptera, Crambidae. The record is from RefSeq and is a predicted model, not a curated record. The transcript is spliced from 4 exons. Gene Ontology annotation, biological process: clathrin coat disassembly; clathrin-dependent endocytosis.